Molecule: messenger RNA, 1627 nt
Organism: Rhododendron vialii
Lineage: Eukaryota; Viridiplantae; Streptophyta; Magnoliopsida; Ericales; Ericaceae
Product: putative F-box protein At5g15670
Exons: 2
Coding region: 86-1102 (338 amino acids)
Molecular function (GO): protein binding
Source: RefSeq, a predicted model, not a curated record
CGUUGCUUAUCUAUCUUUGUUCCUUGUGCCAAUAUUGCUUUAUGGAUUCUGCAGAAAGCACUCGAUUUUUUCACAAUCCAUCGACAUGGCAAAGAAGGUUAGGGCGAAUGUGGAUGAGCUGCCAAAAGACGUGUUGAUGAACAUCUUGUCGAGGAUUCCGGUGAAAUCCCUCCUCCGAUUCAAAUCCGUCUCCAAAUUCUGGUACUCUCUCAUUCAAGACCCUAGCUUCAUCUCUCUCCACCACAACCUCGCACAACAGUCGCUCCUUAAGAAAUACUGUCACGGUGGCUCUUGUAACGGCCUCAUUUGUCUCUUCAAUAAGUCCACUAUCGUCAUAUGCAACCCUGCAUUGAGAGAAUUCAGGCUACUCCCCCAACCCCCUUAUAGAACAUUUCAUACUACCUAUUUAGGGUUUGCUUUUGUUCCCACAAUCAAUGAUUAUGUUGUGGUUAGACUUGCCACUCGCCGUGGAUCUGACAUUAAACCUAUCGAGCAUAAAGUUCACAUCUAUAUUAUGCGUAACGAUACAUGGAAGCAAAUUAUUGCUACGGUGCCCAACUACUUCAUCAACCCUUGUCCUUCCCCUUGCACAUCAUUGGAUGGGGUUUUCUACUGGUUAUGUGAUGAUUCUUCUACUGGUCUCAAGAUCAAGGUCAAGGUAAUUGGUGCCUUAAACACCAUUGAAGAAUCGUUCGAACGGAUAUCUUUGCCUGUCAGCAUUUGCAAUGGAUUUUAUCUAUGUCUUCUGUAUGAUUCACUCGCCCUUGUUGGGUCAAAGGAUUGCGCAUGCUUUGACAUAUGGUUGAUGGACAAAUACAAAGUUGAGGAGUGUUGGACUAAAAAGUACACUUUUGGGCCCCUCUUAGGAUGUGACAUUGUAUUUGGGUUUUGGCCAAAUAACGAGAUUCUUGUCAGCGGAGGCAACGAUUGUUGGGAGUUUGUGUCAUACAACUUUAGUACACAUGACAUGAAAAAAUACAAACAGUUAUGCGGUUGGCCGCAACCCUUGGAACUAUCACAAGUUUUUCCGUAUUCCGAGAGCUUAGUGUCUGUUAAGAGACGAGUUGAUUUGCAUGUCGCUAAAACAAGAAGGCGAAGGUGAUAAGGAGUGCCAAUCAGCUUUUGGAAGUUCUUCUUGAUAGUCUUCUACUCAAGCAUCAUGGAACUAGAAAGCAAUUUAUUCUGGUUUGCAUAUUCGUUGAGAAUUGUGAAUGGGUCGAAUUUCCAAGAGUUGGACAAUUGAGAUAUAUCCAUUUUCAAUUUUCUCGUCUUGACUUGGGUUUUCUUUAUCGUUGGCUUCACAACUACUAGUCAACCUUGGUGGAACUUAUCUUAGGAGGGAAAUGCAUUUGGUUAAACUUUCAAUCAUAAGAUUUGGUUCUCUACUUAGACCCCCUCAAUGUAUUCUAUCGUUUUGCUAUUUUGGUUGUUAUAUAAUAAUUAUCUUGUGCAAAGUGCUAUUUUAGAUCACGAAACGACACUCUCAAGUUGCGUAGUUCAUAUUUUUGGAAACUUAUUACAGGCGUUACAUGUGAAUCUAUUACCUAGUAUCUCUGUUGUUGUGUACCAACCUAUGUAUUAUCAGGAGUUGAGAAACAGGACAUUCCUUGGAAAGGAGGAGCCUAAA